Molecule: messenger RNA, 1957 nt
Organism: Carassius gibelio (silver crucian carp)
Lineage: Eukaryota; Metazoa; Chordata; Actinopteri; Cypriniformes; Cyprinidae
Product: transcription factor HES-7
Exons: 3
Coding region: 567-1262 (231 amino acids)
Biological process (GO): regulation of neurogenesis; regulation of transcription by RNA polymerase II; anterior/posterior pattern specification
Cellular component (GO): nucleus
Molecular function (GO): DNA-binding transcription factor activity, RNA polymerase II-specific; protein dimerization activity; RNA polymerase II cis-regulatory region sequence-specific DNA binding
Source: RefSeq, a predicted model, not a curated record
UCUGUUAAGUGUGCUGUAUGGAAGUGUUUUGAUAGAAGUGUGAGCGAUUAGGCCAACCAUCUUUGUCCCACGCAUACAUUUAAUGGUCAAGUGGAUCAUCAGGAAUUAAGCAAAGCAAAACAAUUCGAGUGACCUUUGAAACUUUCUGAAACUUAUCUAACGGCUAUUGGAAGAGAGUCCAAUGUGUUUUUUUAAAGGUUUAAGUCUAUUAAUGCACAUAAUGUCUAUUAAUAAUCAUAGCGAAUUGAAAUUACAGCAGAUAAAAAGCCUAAUCGCCUUUCAGUGGUUCUUUUAAAUAUAAUGCAUCUGAAUGGUUCAAACCCUCUUUGAUAAUCUUUGACAGUACCUUAACUGAAUAGCCAUCAUUUAAACAUCCCAGUGGGGGACUAAAUGGGUCAUUAUUGGCUCUUACUUCACAAUUGGCAUUAUUUACAGGCUUUCAUCCAGCAUGCAUGUGAAUAUUAAUGAGGGGCUAGCUCAAAGACGCAUGUGAUUGGUCCGUCUUCUUUUAUCAUUCAUAAUGAGAAGAGUAGGCGUGUACUGACUGUAAUGACUUGAACUCCAAAAUGAUGCCUUUAACCUCACUUUUAAUUUCGUUAAUCUCAAAAAUGGGCAAACAAGCUGCUGACAUACGGAAACAAAAAGACUCGAAACGGGUUUCAAAACCUCUCAUGGAAAAAAGAAGGAGAGAUCGCAUUAAUCAAAGCCUAGAAACUCUGAGAAUGUUGUUAUUUGAGAACACCCACAAUGAGAAACUCAAGAACCCUAAAGUGGAAAAGGCUGAAAUCCUAGAAAGUGUUGUGAACUUCCUAAGAGCAGAACAAGGACUGGGAACUGAAUCUUUUCAAAUCACCAGAGGAAAAGGAGCAUAUACAGAGGAGUCUGAUGAGGACCUGAGCUCACAACGUCAGAGCUACCCUGAUGGAAUGAGAGCAUGUCUCAUACGAGUCAGCAAUUUUAUUGCUAGCAAGAGCCAUGAGUUUAGACAUGGAGUAGAAAAAGCAUGUGAAAACCUUAACAAAGCACAGCCAAUGCAAGUCCAGCUACUCUCCGCACCAUCCCACAGGGAAACUCAGGUGCUUCUCUAUGAGGACUCAUCACUGCCAGCACAACAGCAUCCCACUCAUGUCCAACUGAGCAAUUCCUGCACACCAUCUGGCUGUGCAAAACUUGCACAAAGAACUGUUAUGUCUGCUCCCACCACAACUUCAAGUCCUAAGCAACCUGUAAUGCUCUGUGAUGCUGUCUGGAGACCUUGGUAGAAGAUCCAUGUCCCUGCAAAGCUCUCCAAAGACUGAAACGGUCAGCUUGGUCUACAGUGAUUCACGAUUCAGUGUGGGAGCAGCACUGGGACAAUAGACUGUGAAUUGUGUAAAUAUGUUGAUUUUGUACAGCAGAUGCCAAAGAUUUAUUUUGUUAUAAAAAGGCAUUGAUAAAUCUGUGCCUGUGUAGCGUUUGGUGAUCUUACAGCCAAACAAGCAAGAUACACAUUUUGUGCUGAGAUGUAUGUACUUCUUAUUUCGAACUUUGAUACUUUCAUAUCAACAGAACUUUUUUCAAGAUUUUACAAAAUCCAUAUUUGAUUAGUGGGGUGAACAUUUCAAGUGUUUUUUGUUUGUUUGUUUAAGAAAUAAUUUAGAGCAAAAUUUUGUCAUUUUUAUUUUUUCUGUGGUUAUUGCCAUAUAUUUGUGUUCUUUUAACAUUGACAUGAACAGUACCUUUUUAUUUGCUGUUAUUUUCUUGUCAGCAGAAUGUGAAAUGCAUAAAAUAUUUUCUUAUAUUUUGAACAAAGAAUUAAACCUCUUUGAGGAUAUUCUUUUAUUAUUGGCUCUUUCUAAUAUUUGCAUGUCACUUAAUCCAUUUCCUGAGAGAUAUUCAGCACUGAGCGGCAUUGUUCUUCAGACACGGUGUGAAUGUUUAGCGUUCCAACGUGAUGACGGCUGAUAACUCGAUUAAA